Mesocricetus auratus (golden hamster) is the source of this 2769-nucleotide messenger RNA. It is a transcript of the gene Adam30, whose product is annotated as ADAM metallopeptidase domain 30. Gene Ontology annotation, molecular function: metalloendopeptidase activity. Lineage: Eukaryota; Metazoa; Chordata; Mammalia; Rodentia; Cricetidae. Bases 507 to 2714 code for a protein of 735 amino acids. Gene Ontology annotation, cellular component: sperm head plasma membrane; external side of plasma membrane; plasma membrane. Gene Ontology annotation, biological process: proteolysis; male gonad development. The record is from RefSeq and is a predicted model, not a curated record. The transcript has a single exon.
CUUGGAGGGCCCCAGCAGAAACUGGGAGCCCUCACCAGUGAGGAGUGCGCCGCGGGAGGGGGUGGGGCAGGCAGCUAUAACAUGGCCGGUUUCUUCUGGUCUCUUGUAGACAGACUACGCAGUAAGUUUUCUUCUACCUCUAUAUUUCCCCAUUCCUUCUCCUUUUCUGACUCUAAAUCCACCCCUUCACCGUCCCAAGAGUCCAGGACACACUUGGGACACGUUCAUCUCUAUUGCUCUCGUGUGCACUUUUCCCUGCAUUCUUAAGCUCGAGCUGAAUUCACCCCCUCAGGGGGAGGAAAAAAAACGGAACUGGAGCGUUAGGACAGGGAUGAGCCUGGAAAACGGACCAACUGGACCCUGAGAGGCUGGGCUUCCCGGGGAAGCCUGCUAGGGGAGCUAAGCACUUGGGGCUCCUGCGCUUCUAGUGGAAUCAGUCUCAGGGAAGUCUGAAGCGCAUAACAGGGCUGAGUUCAGGAAAACCACGCAGGGAAACAGAACAGAUUAUGAGGUUAAUGUGGACCUCCCUCCCCCAACACUGCUGGCUGCUUCUGGCGAUGUUCUUGCUUGAGGCUGUGGGCGGUGACCUACUAUUUGACCCAAACUGGGGGUUUGACUGGUAUGAAAUCACCGUUCCCAAAGAGCUAACCUUUAGGAAAGGGGAGCGGGGUGUGGACAGUUCUUUGUCGUACCUCUUACAGAUACAGGGCAAGAAGCAUGUUAUUCAUCUAUGGCCCAAGAAGUUUCUGUUGCCAAGAAAUCUGCCUGUUUUCUCCUUCUCUCAAGAGGGCAGUCUGAUAGAGGAUUACCCAUACAUACCAAAUGAGUGCAAUUACAUGGGCUCUGUGGAAGGCGCUCAGGAAUCUGAAGCUACCAUGAGUACAUGCAUGGGUGGUCUGCACGGCAUCUUGAACAUAGACUCCACUUAUUACCAAAUCGAGCCCCUCAGGACCUCUUCUAGAUUUGAACACGUUGUGUAUCUCCUAAGUAAGGACGGAGCUAGCAAUGAGACCUGUGGCGUGGUUGAUGAAGAAACAGAUGAGCAAACCAUCCAGGAAGAGGACACGGCUAGGAUAAGUACCUUCCAUAAAUCCUACAGGCACCAAAAGUAUUUGAAAUUGCUCUUGGUCUUUGAUACAAGUAGAGUUAUAAUUUUACUUGGCAAUCGGACUAGAGUCAUUUAUGAAGCUAUUCUUCUAACUUCAAUUAUAGACACCUACUUUCAUGAUGUCAGGAUGAGGGUUGUUUUAAAAGCAAUUGAAAUUUGGUCACCCUAUGACCAAAUCUAUACUCAGUAUCCCACUUUAGACCUAGUGUUAGGUCAAUUCGUCCUGUAUAAAAGGUCAUCAUUGCAUUUUCGGCUUCCCUCAGACUGGGCACAUUUAUAUCUGGGAAAACGUUUUGACGAUGCCUCAGCAUGGUCCUGGGGAAGAGUGUGUGAAGAGUACCAUGCUGGAUCAGCAAACUCCUUACUAAAUGUAAAUCUCCUCGGACCUGCUACUUGGACCACUCACGAAUUGGGCCAUGCUGUGGGAAUGAAUCACGAUUUGGAAUACUGUCAGUGCCGAGGUAGGAAGAACUGCGUCAUGGGUUCAGGACGUGUAGGGUUUAGCAAUUGUAGUUACCUUCAGUUUUUUAAACAUGCAGCUUAUAAAAUAUCAUAUUGUCUAUCUGAGAUCCCAGAAAAUAUUUAUGUGGUUAAGAGAUGUGGAAACAAAAUUGUUGAACACCCAGAGCAAUGCGACUGUGGUUCCAUAGAGGAAUGCAAACAAGACCUCUGCUGUGGGCCAGACUGCAGAUGGAAAAAAGGUGUCAACUGUUCCACCGGGCUUUGCUGUCAUAAAUGUGACUUCCUUCCAUCAGGAUAUGUGUGUAGGAAGGAAGAAAAUGAAUGUGACCUUGCCGAGUACUGUAAUGGGGCCUCAGGUUACUGUCCAAAGGACUUUUACAAGCAGGAUGGAACUCCCUGCAGGUUUGGAGGACUUUGUUUCCAGAAGGGAUGCAGAUCCAAGAACUUACAGUGCCAGAGCAUUUUUGGACCUACUGCCAAGGAGGGUCCUCCUCAAUGUUAUAAUGAAGUUAAUAUGAUAGGUGAUCAGUAUGGUAACUGUGGCAUUAAUAAAGCUCGAUACUUAAGGUGUAAUAUGGACAAUGCAAUCUGUGGCAGGCUACAGUGUAUAAAUGUUAACGCCAUCCCCAAAGUGCCAGAACACUCUGUUAUAAUAGUCACCCAUCUGAAGAGAGAUAAUAUCAUAUGCUGGGGCACAGGCUAUCAUGAUUUCAUGAAAGCCCAUAACAUACCUGACAUAGGUAGGAUUAAUGAUGGCUCCUUCUGUACUCAUAAACAGGUGUGUAUGAACAAAACUUGUGUUGACUCUGACACCCUGAAGUUCGACUGUUUGCCUGCCAAGUGCAAAGGCCGAGGUGCCUGCAAUAAUAGAAAGAACUGCCACUGCGUGUAUGGCUGGGAACCCCCAUUCUGUGAAGAGGUGGGAUUUGGUGGGAGCAUUGACAGUGGACCCCCUGGACCUAGGACAGAAGAACCCGAACCACCACCAUCAUUUCCAGUUCUGUAUAUGAUGAUCAUGCGUAUUGCUUUAUUCGCCAUCUCAGUGAUCAUUGUGUAUUUUAGUCAGGUGAUUAAAAAAUGGUGUAAAAAUCACUGGCAAAAACAACCAGUCAAGGCGCAUCCUAAAACAGAGGCUGACCAGUGAAAAAUGUAACUAGGCAAUCCUGUCAUCUAAUACAUUUGCCUAUUUAACAAGCUCA